AUGAAGUUCACCACCAUGGUCAUGGCCGCCCCUCGCGCGCCCCCUCCCUCCGGCACCGGCAUCCCCCUAGCCAAGCGCUUCAACCACACCCCCAACCCGUCCAAGUCCAACCUCUGCAGCGAGGCCAACCCCCAAUACCACACCAGCGAACCUUCCCUCAAGGCCUCGGACUGCUGGGAGAUCCCCACCGAGUCCUCCCCCACCAACAUUCCCGGUUACUGGACCCUCAAUUCUACCGAGGCCGGCUCCGGUUAG
Molecule: messenger RNA, 255 nt
Organism: Podospora pseudopauciseta
Lineage: Eukaryota; Fungi; Ascomycota; Sordariomycetes; Sordariales; Podosporaceae
Exons: 2
Coding region: 1-255 (84 amino acids)
Source: RefSeq, a predicted model, not a curated record